CGCCUGAGAUCCGCGGGAAAACCGGACGCCGGUUGUAGUUCGUAUGGCUCCGGAGGGCGAGGAAUUGGGAACCAAUGGAAGAGGCAGGGAUUCUUUGGGGAUUCUCCUUCCUAACGCUUACGGACUUCCUGCAUUUCACUUUUUUUUUUCUCUCAGCACUCUCCUAGGCAUAUUCUUAAGGAUCUCCUCGUUACUGCUCCCCCGAGUAUUUCAUUUCUGAAUUCAUCUGCCACCUUCACCACAAGCAACUCGGCCCAUCACUGAGCGACCGCUGAGGAUACAAGGAUGAAUACAAAGCCCUAGCCAUAAAGGCACUGCUCGUCUACGCCCGCAAACAGAACAGAUGCCUCAUCCUCGAAGGUACCAUUCUUCAGAGCGAGGCAGCCGGGGGAGUUACCAUGAACACUAUCGGAGCCGAAAGCAUAAGAGACGGAGAAGCCGCUCCUGGUCAAGCAGCAGUGACCGGACACGGCGGCGCCGACGGGAAGACAGCUACCACGUCCGUUCCCGGAGCAGCUAUGAUGAUCGUUCAUCGGACCGGAGGGCGUACGACCGGCGGUACUGUGGCAGCUACAGGCGGAACGACUACAGCCGGGAUCGGGCCGAAGCCUACUAUGACACAGACUACCGGCACUCCUUUGAGUAUCACCGGGAGAACAGCAGUUACCGCAGCCAGCACAGCAGCCGGAGGAAGCACAGACGGCGGAGGCGGCGCAGCCGGACAUUCAGCCGCUCAUCUUCGCAGCACAGCAGCCGGAGAGCCAAGAGUGUAGAGGACGACGCUGAGGGCCACCUCAUCUACCACGUCGGGGACUGGCUACAAGAGCGAUAUGAAAUCAUAAGCACCUUGGGAGAGGGGACCUUCGGCCGAGUUGUGCAGUGUGUCGACCAUCGCAGGGGUGGGGCCCGAGUUGCCCUGAAGAUCAUUAAAAAUGUGGAAAAGUACAAGGAAGCAGCUCGACUUGAGAUCAAUGUGCUGGAGAAAAUCAACGAGAAGGAUCCUGACAACAAGAACCUCUGUGUCCAGAUGUUUGACUGGUUUGACUACCAUGGCCACAUGUGUAUCUCCUUUGAGCUUCUGGGCCUUAGCACCUUCGAUUUCCUCAAAGACAACAACUACCUGCCCUACCCCAUCCACCAAGUGCGCCACAUGGCCUUCCAGCUGUGCCAGGCCGUCAAGUUCCUCCAUGAUAACAAGCUGACACAUACGGACCUCAAGCCUGAAAACAUUCUGUUUGUGAAUUCAGACUACGAGCUCACCUACAACCUAGAGAAGAAGCGAGAUGAGCGAAGCGUGAAGAGCACAGCUGUGCGGGUGGUAGACUUUGGCAGUGCCACCUUUGACCAUGAACACCAUAGCACCAUCGUCUCUACCCGCCACUACCGAGCACCAGAGGUUAUCCUCGAGUUGGGCUGGUCACAGCCUUGUGAUGUGUGGAGCAUAGGCUGCAUCAUCUUCGAAUACUAUGUUGGCUUCACCCUCUUCCAAACCCAUGACAACAGAGAACAUCUAGCCAUGAUGGAAAGGAUCUUGGGUCCUAUCCCUUCCCGGAUGAUCCGAAAGACAAGGAAGCAGAAAUAUUUUUACCGGGGUCGCCUGGAUUGGGAUGAGAACACAUCAGCUGGGCGCUACGUGCGAGAAAACUGCAAACCACUUCGGCGGUAUCUGACCUCAGAGGCAGAAGAACACCACCAGCUCUUCGAUCUGAUUGAAAGCAUGCUAGAAUAUGAACCUGCUAAGCGGCUGACCUUGGGUGAAGCCCUUCAGCACCCUUUCUUCGCCCGCCUUCGGGCUGAGCCACCUAACGCCAAGUUGUGGGACUCCAGUCGGGAUAUCAGUCGGUGACGAUCAGGCCCUGGGCCCCCCUGCGUUUCUGACAGCAGUGGGUGUCCAGUCCAGGACACUGGUGCUUUUUUAUACAAGAGAACAGAACCGGAGCCCACUCCUUCCUCCUGGCUCCGUGUGUACCUGUGAAUAUGUGAAAUAGUGUAAAUAUGAAAGAACUUAAUACCUAUUGCUUCAACCCCUGCCUUGUACAUAAUGCUGUCCCAUCUCACACUCUUCCCGCCCUCACCUGCCCCUUCACAGUUGAGUUGGAUGGGGGCAGAAUGAGGUAACCAGGUGGCAUCAAUCCCAUGUUUUAUAAGGAAUUUUGUACAGUCUUUGUGAAAUAAAAUGACGUGCUUCAUCGGA
Molecule: messenger RNA, 2194 nt
Organism: Sus scrofa (pig)
Lineage: Eukaryota; Metazoa; Chordata; Mammalia; Artiodactyla; Suidae
Source: RefSeq, a predicted model, not a curated record